Molecule: messenger RNA, 5573 nt
Organism: Gavialis gangeticus (Gharial)
Lineage: Eukaryota; Metazoa; Chordata; Crocodylia; Gavialidae
Gene: ROCK2
Product: Rho associated coiled-coil containing protein kinase 2
Exons: 33
Coding region: 220-4131 (1303 amino acids)
Biological process (GO): embryonic morphogenesis; Rho protein signal transduction; smooth muscle contraction
Cellular component (GO): cytoplasm; centrosome; cytoskeleton
Molecular function (GO): small GTPase binding; ATP binding; Rho-dependent protein serine/threonine kinase activity
Source: RefSeq, a predicted model, not a curated record
UCGGCGGUGGCGGGCGGUGAGGGGACGGCGGAGGGCCGGCAGCGCCAGCUCGAGUCCCUCAUCCGCGACCCGCGCUCGCCGGUCAACGUGGAGAGCCUGCUGGAUGGCCUGAAUUCAUUGGUUCUUGAUCUGGAUUAUCCAGCACUGAGGAAAAACAAGAACAUAGAUAAUUUCUUAAAUAGAUAUGAGAAAAUUGUGAAAAAAAUUCGAGCUUUACAAAUGAAAGCUGAAGACUAUGAUGUUGUUAAAGUGAUUGGAAGAGGUGCUUUUGGAGAAGUGCAGCUGGUUCGCCAUAAAUUGACUCAGAAAGUUUAUGCAAUGAAGCUUCUUAGUAAAUUUGAAAUGAUCAAAAGAUCAGAUUCAGCCUUUUUCUGGGAAGAAAGAGAUAUCAUGGCCUUUGCCAACAGUCCAUGGGUUGUUCAGCUGUUUUGUGCCUUUCAAGAUGACAAAUACCUGUACAUGGUAAUGGAAUACAUGCCAGGUGGAGAUCUUGUAAACCUUAUGAGCAAUUAUGAUGUGCCUGAAAAAUGGGCUAAAUUCUACACAGCUGAAGUUGUUCUUGCUCUGGAUGCAAUCCACUCCAUGGGCUUGAUCCACAGAGAUGUGAAGCCUGACAACAUGCUUUUGGAUAAACAUGGGCACCUGAAGCUGGCAGAUUUUGGCACUUGUAUGAAAAUGGAUGAAACAGGCAUGGUGCGUUGUGAUACAGCUGUUGGAACACCUGACUACAUAUCACCCGAAGUACUUAAGUCACAAGGAGGUGAUGGCUACUAUGGACGGGAAUGCGACUGGUGGUCUGUAGGAGUUUUUCUUUUUGAGAUGCUAGUUGGUGAUACUCCAUUUUAUGCAGACUCAUUAGUAGGAACAUACAGUAAAAUCAUGGAUCACAAAAACUCACUAAUUUUCUCAGAAGAAGUGGAAAUCUCUAAGCAUGCAAAGAAUCUCAUCUGUGCCUUUUUAACUGACAGGGAGGUGCGACUUGGGAGGAAUGGGGUAGAAGAAAUUAAACAGCACCCUUUCUUUGAGAGUGAUCAGUGGAACUGGGAUAAUAUUCGAGAGACUGCUGCUCCUGUGGUACCUGAGCUUAGCAGUGACAUAGACAGCAGUAAUUUUGAUGAUAUUGAGGAUGACAAAGGAGAUGUGGAAACCUUUCCAAUUCCCAAAGCCUUUGUGGGAAACCAGCUGCCUUUUAUAGGAUUUACCUACUACAGAGACAAUUUGUUGUUAAGUGACUAUCCUCAGUCUUGUAGAGAAAAUGAAUCCAUGCAGCUUAGCAAAAAUGAGGACAGCAAAGAGUUUCAAAAAAAGUUAAACAAGUUAGAAGAGCAGCUCAACAAUGAAGCACAGGCCAAAGAUGAAUUAGAACAGAAGUACAGGUCUACUAAUGCUCGUUUAGAGAAGAUCGUGAAAGAACUAGAUGAAGAGGUAACCUCAAGGAAGAAUGUAGAAUCUUCAUUAAGACUCCUAGAAAGAGAGAAGGCUCUUCUUCAGCACAAGAAUGCAGAGUAUCAGAGGAAAGCGGAACAUGAAGCAGAUAAAAAACGCAAUUUGGAAAAUGAAAUGAACAGUUUGAAAGACCAGCUUGAAGAUUUGAAAAAGAGAAAUCAGAACUCUCAAAUAUCAAAUGAGAAAAUCAAUCAGUUACAAAGACAGCUGGAUGAAGCAAAUGCUUUGCUGCGUACAGAGUCUGAUACUGCAGCCAGGUUAAGGAAGAAUCAGACAGAAAGUACAAAACAGAUCCAGCAGUUGGAAGCUAAUAAUCGUGAACUGCAAGAUAAACACUGCAUGCUAGAGAAUGCUAAACUCAAACUUGAGAAAGACUUCCUCAAUCUUCAGUCAGCUUUAGAAUCAGAAAGACGAGAUCGAAGCCAUGGAUCGGAGAUUAUUAGUGAUCUGCAAGGUCGAAUAUCUGGCUUGGAAGAAGAAGUAAAAACUGGAAAGAGCGCACUAGCCAAAAUGGAAAUGGAGAAGAGGCAAUUAGAGGAGAAGCUUACAGAUUUGGAAAAGGAGAAGAACAACAUGGAAAUAGACAUGACAUACAAAUUCAAAGUUUUGCAACAGAACUUGGAACAGGAAGAAGCUGAACAUAAAGCUACAAAAGCACGAUUAGCAGACAAAAAUAAGAUUUAUGAAUCUAUUGAAGAAGCAAAAUCAGAAGCCAUGAAAGAAAUGGAAAAGAAACUCUUGGAAGAAAGAGUUUCAAAGCAAAAAGUAGAAAACUGCAUGUUAGAAGUUGAGAAGCGGUGUUCAAUGUUGGACUGUGAUCUCAAACAAUCACAGCAGAAAAUAAAUGAACUCCUGAAGCAAAAGGAUAAAUUAAAUGAAGAAAUCAAAAACUUAACAUUAAAAAUAGAACAGGAAACACAGAAACGCUGCCUCACACAGAAUGACUUAAAGAUGCAAACGCAACAAGUUAACUCAUUAAAAAUGUCAGAAAAGCAGCUAAAACAAGAGAAUAACCAUCUCGUGGAAAUCAAACUGAGCUUGGAAAAGCAAAAUAAUGAACUCCGCAAGGAACGUCAAGAUGCAGAUGGACAAAUGAAAGAGCUUCAAGACCAGCUUGAAGCUGAACAAUAUUUCUCAACCUUGUACAAGACACAGGUUCGAGAGCUGAAAGAAGAAUGUGAAGAAAAAACUAAACUCUGUAAAGAAAUACAGCAAAAGAUACAAGAGUUACAAGAUGAGAGAGACUCCUUGGCUGCUCAGCUUGAGAUCACUUUGACAAAAGCUGAUUCAGAGCAACUUGCUCGCUCCAUUGCUGAAGAGCAAUAUUCUGAUUUGGAAAAAGAGAAGAUCAUGAAAGAGCUGGAGAUUAAAGAAAUGAUGGCUAGGCAUAAGCAGGAGCUUACGGAAAAAGAUGCUACCAUAGCUUCUUUGGAAGAAGCCAAUAGGACACUAACUAGUGAUGUGGCUAAUCUUGCUAAUGAGAAGGAAGAGCUGAAUAAUAAACUGAAAGAAGCUCAAGAAGAAAUUAUGAUGCUAAAAGAAGAAGCAGCAGCUACAGUAACUAUUAAAGCACAACUUGAGAAACAGCUGUUGAACGAGAGAACACUGAAAACCCAGGCUGUGAACAAGCUGGCUGAGAUCAUGAAUCGGAAGAAUCCUGUCAAACGUGGAGCUGACACUGAUGUGCGGAGGAAAGAAAAGGAAAACAGGAAGCUGCAUAUGGAACUGAAAUCUGAACGUGAAAAUUUAACUCAAAUGAUGAUCAAAUAUCAAAAGGAGAUCAAUGAGAUGCAGGCGCAAAUAGCUGAAGAGAGCCAGAUACGAAUCGAACUGCAGAUGACACUUGACAGCAAAGAUAGUGACAUUGAACAACUUCGCUCACAGCUGCAGUCAUUGCAUAUUGGUCUAGAUAAUAGUAGCAUAGGUAGUGGCCCUGGGGAUGCUGAGGCAGAUGAUGGAUUCCCUGAGUCAAGAUUAGAGGGCUGGUUAUCACUCCCAGUCCGGAAUAACACUAAGAAAUUUGGAUGGGUUAAAAAGUAUGUCAUUGUAAGCAGUAAGAAGAUUCUAUUCUAUGAUAGUGAACAAGAUAAAGAACAAUCGAACCCUUAUAUGGUGUUAGAUAUAGACAAAUUGUUCCAUGUUCGGCCAGUCACACAGACCGACGUAUACAGAGCAGAUUCUAAGGAGAUUCCUAGGAUAUUCCAGAUUUUGUAUGCUAAUGAAGGGGAAAGCAAAAAGGAACAAGAAUUUCUUGUGGAGCCCAUGGGGGAGAAAUCAAAUUACAUUUGCCACAAAGGACAUGAGUUCAUACCUACUCUGUAUCAUUUUCCAACCAACUGUGAGGCUUGUAUGAAGCCACUGUGGCACAUGUUUAAACCUCCUCCUGCCCUAGAGUGCCGUCGUUGCCAUAUCAAAUGUCACAAAGAUCACAUGGAUAAAAAGGAAGAUAUUAUAGCACCUUGCAAAGUAUAUUAUGAUAUUUCAACGGCAAAGAAUCUACUACUGUUAGCCAAUUCUACAGAGGAACAGCAGAAAUGGGUCAGCCGAUUGGUGAAAAAGAUUCCAAAAAAGCCUCCAGCCCCAGACUCUUUUGCUCGAUCUUCUCCUAGAACUUCCAUGAAGGUACAGCCAAACCAGUCUGUUAGACGGCCAAGCCGACAGCUUCCUCCAAACAAACCAAGCUAACUGCCUUCUGUGAAUGCAGUCACAAUUCAAGGUGAUAAUUUUCUUCCCGUUAAAAUAAGACUGAAACAUAUCCCAAAAUUUAUUAAAAUAUAUAUUUUCCUGAGAGACUGUACUCUAUAUAUCAGAGGUUUACAAGUUUUGCUGCAAUAUAAAUUACUAAUCUCUGAGGGUUUUCCUGUAAUCCCUUGGGGUGACCGAUCAAAUGAGGAAUGGUUGGUAAUAGUAUAAGGAUACUUUUAGGUAACCCAUUAGACUCUUGUUCCACAAAAGCUUUCUUGUCAAGACGCAUACAUGCACACUACAUUUCAUACAGGAUUGAAAAGAAUGAAAAUUUAAACUGAGAAGAUUCACCUUUUGUAGACAGAUGUCAUCGGUAUGUUUGCAAGAAUGGGAGAAAGAUCUACCAAGUGGUAUGGACUUUCAUCUUCAAGAAGUGACCAUUAUACUGUGUAUAUAUAUUGUACUGUAAUACUGCAAGAGGGUUUUAAAAAAACUUUCCACUUUAUUUUUUUAUGCAUAUUAAUCAGAUACCAUUACUUACUGCAGUUGCAACUAUGCACUUGUACAAAGCCAUAAUGUUGAAGUUUAUAUCAUCCAUACAUGUUUAUCAAAAGCUGCAUGCCAGUGUUCAGCAGCUAGUAUAAUGAAAAGUUUGACGUAUAUACUGGUUUCAGUUAUUUCAUAAUGGGCAGUUCUGUUUUACCUAUUUGAAUGCCUUAAUUUAAUUUUUAAGUUCUUUGCCCAUUCUCUAUAUUUAAAAAAAUGAAAAACGUUUACCAGCUCUUAGGACACAAAUUUGCUUUGUGGCAGAAAAAAUAGUGCACUAUUUUUACACGUAAUUAUAUCAAUGUCAGCCUAUUUUGAAUGUAUAUUGAAUGGUUCUGAGGGAGGGGGGACAUAUUGGUUACAGAAACAUUAACUGAUAGUAUUGGAACUAAUAUAUCUUUCAUGUGUACAUGUAACUGGCCACCCAGCCCUUUUUACAAACCCCAAUAUUAGUCAUUGACUUUAUAUUACCCUUAAUUAAGUGCUAUGAAACUUAAUUUUGCCUUGUUUUACAUACUCCUAGAUGUGUUUUUAUUUCUGGAAAAAAAAUCUGUGACUCUUUUUACAUUUCACAAUACAAUACCCAAGGACUGUCACAAACUUUAAAGGAGGCUGGAACAUACUGUAGAUGUAUUUUAAAUUUAAAAAUCCAGUUCUCUAGCACAUAGCUGUAGGGAUAGAAAGUAUUUCAGUAGUGUGUUUUGAGAACUUAUAGCUGGGAAAGAGGGCCUCAGAGAUAUUUCAUCUGAUUUUGUUUUUUACUUGGACUUGUACAAAAAUAUAAUUUAUGUGGGCUCAUUCAUGGUGUGUUCAUAACUAUCCCAGAAAAUGCAUGUUUUAUACAACUACAGUAUGCUAUGUUAAACAUAUUGACAGUAAAAGAAAUAUGUAGCUUC